AGCGGAAAAAAUUGUGAGCGGACUGCAAGUUCCAUAAUUUUCGCUGAAUAUUUCCCUCUGGAAUCCUCCGUCAUAUAUCCAGUUGCCUUAUGACAAAUGCAACACCGAGAAUUCCUCAACCUACAUAUCCAAUGGACCUCAAGAUGUGCGUCACCGCUAGCGGAUCACAAAUUAGACUAUCACAUAUAUCAAUGUUGAUAAUGUGCAAUCAUCGCACUGGGGCGUCUUCUCCGCGCGGACUCAGCGGCAAAUUUAUCAGCAAACAGGUACAUCGCCGUCGUUUAGCCGACGCUAGUUGUCCCCGCUGAUUCCUCAAUUAGAGGGAUCUCACCCAGUGCAUCUUGUCAGCUUCAAAUUUGUCCACGUGCCGCUGCCAAGUAACGCCCAACAUCUUCUUCCAUUGGCCCAGGAAUGAACGACGUCAACGGCACGUGGGCUUUUCGUGGCUUUUUGGGGUCCGCCUCCCCAAUGCUCUGAGAAUUUGACUUUGGAUGAGAGAAAAAAAUGAAAAUAAUUUUGGGAGAACACUCGGAUACACCCCGACACAGUGAGUGGAGAUCUGUUCUGUAAACAAGUUGAUAAUUUCAAAUCUUCUAUUUGCUCCUGGUGAAAUCGAUUCGUGAAGUGGAUUAAUUUGUGGUCAGCGAUUUAGUUGAAAUAUUUGUUAGUCCUGGAUUUUUUAUUAUUAUUGGCGAGUCACCAGUUCUUCUUCGGAUUUUUUUGGUGGAUUUGGAAACUUCUGGGGCGAUUAUGUCUCAGGGAAAUCCGAGUUCUCCUCCGGAGAAAAUUGGGAACCGGACACUGGCGGCUUUCAGCAUCGAGAGACUGUUGGCACCGAACGAAGAUCCGCCGGCCGAUCGACGGCCAAUAUCUCAUGGGACAUUCAAACCUUCUGCGGCGGAGGAGUUCUACGAUGAAGGCAGAGCCCUGACGGUAGUCCCGGACUCGUCAAUGUCCUCAACGGAGGAAAUCGAGGGCCUCGAGGAGUCGAACACCGUGGGCUCCACUACCCCAGAACCGGAAAUCAGCUACGAAGCGUGCACAAGCAGCAGUGGCGGAAAUUGCGGUGUGGAAAUGGAUUGCAGUGACAAAGACAUCCACGAGGGAACUUCCAGCGUGACCAGCGACGACGACAGAAAGAAACGACCGCGUACAGCCUUCACCGCGGCGCAAAUAAAAUCCCUGGAGGCGGAGUUCGAGAGGAAUAAAUACCUCAGCGUUGCGAAGCGAUUGCAGCUGAGUAAAAGCCUUAAACUCACCGAGACACAGAUAAAAAUUUGGUUCCAGAACAGAAGAACGAAAUGGAAGCGAAAAUAUACUAACGAUGUGGAGCUAUUAGCACAGCAGUACUACUCCAGUCUCGGAAUUCCAGCUCCAAGACCGAUAUUCGUAGGCGAUCGUCUGUGGUUCUUCAAUUAUCCUGGGCAGCCCCAACCAGCAACGCCUCCUCUCCUGCCUCCCCACGUGGGCCACCUCUCCCUCCCCCCUGGAAUGCCAAUUGUCCAGCCACUGGCAAGUAACUUGUCACCAGGAACACAACACUCAGUGUUCCCCAACAUCUCUCCAUCCCAUUCUGUUUAUCCUCUAACUCAGAGGAUUGACUUUAGACGACAAGACACGUGA
Messenger RNA from Diachasmimorpha longicaudata, 1623 nucleotides. RefSeq names its product homeobox protein MSH-D-like. The record is from RefSeq and is a predicted model, not a curated record. Gene Ontology annotation, cellular component: nucleus. The transcript has 5 exons. Bases 751 to 1623 code for a protein of 290 amino acids. Lineage: Eukaryota; Metazoa; Arthropoda; Insecta; Hymenoptera; Braconidae. Gene Ontology annotation, molecular function: RNA polymerase II cis-regulatory region sequence-specific DNA binding; DNA-binding transcription factor activity, RNA polymerase II-specific. Gene Ontology annotation, biological process: neuron differentiation; regulation of transcription by RNA polymerase II; central nervous system development.